AACCAUUAAAUCUCGCUGCUUUUAUUAAGUUGUCAAAUGGAAGAAGUUUAAGUGAGGACGACAACACGAAUAUUUAAUAUUUAAUUUGACCAGUUUGUAUCAUCAACGUGACCAGUUUAGUUGAUCCCACGAUGGUCAAGUGUGGAGGGAGCGUAGUAAAUAUUUUAUUAGUUCUUGUAGCAUCUGCAUUGGGACAAUUAGAGGAAGGCGACCAAUGUGGCAGAAACGGAGUUUGCGAAUUCAUAACUCACUGUCCCCAAGCUAUGGCUGAUCUUAAAAAGGGUAUAUUUCCCACAAAUAUAUGCGGCUAUCAAGGCACUAAAUCGAUAAUAUGCUGCGAAAAUAACACCCCACGUCCUAUUGUAACAGAAAGAACGCCUACACCGCAUAUUACAAGAAGUACAAGUCCUCCAACCACAACUACUGUACGCCAGAGACCCAAUUUAUCGAACGCCAAAGCACCAGGUGACAAAGCGAAGGAAAUGUGCAAAGAAUACGCGCAAUUCGCCUACGAAAAAAUACCUUCGCAAACUUUAAACCUAGACACAACUUUUUCUAGUGAAUUAAUAUGUCCCAUAAAAACGGUACCACUUAUAGUUGACGGUACUCAAGCAUCGGAAAGAGAGUUUCCUCAUAUGAUACAUUUAGGAUACUUGAGUGGCACAGAAACGGAGUGGGCUUGCGGUGGAACACUCAUUAGCACAAAAUUCAUCCUCACAGCAGCCCAUUGCGUACACGGCCACGCAUUAGGCGACGUUAAAUUGGCACGAGGGGGAUUUACCAAUCAAACCGAAACCAAACACGUGCAAGUGAGAAACGUUAUCCAACGGAUCAAUCAUCCGUCGUACAACUACCAGAAAUACAACGACAUUGCUCUGUUAAGGGUGGAUCGUUCGUUCGAUUUGAACACAUACCUGCGACCCGCUUGUUUGUACACUCAACAUUACAUACCGUACAGAACCUCGAUAGCUUCGGGAUGGGGAAACACCCAGUACGGUCUUGAAGGAGGUAGCAAGGAGUUGUUGAAAGUUACAUUAGAAUUUUUCACGACAGCCGAAUGCAAUAACACCUACAGACGUUCGAUCAACAAAGCUGAUUCCGAUUUGUACAUGGGAAUCGAUGAAGGGUCGAUGAUUUGCGCCGGGUCUAGGGUAAAUAAGUCGGACACUUGUAAUGGAGAUUCCGGCGGUCCGCUAGUGUUGGUCCAUCCCGAUGCGCCAGAUAUUAAAUGUAUGUACGACGUUAUUGGUAUAACUUCCUUCGGAUAUUAUUGCGGAUUGGCAAAGAACCUUCCAUCGGUGUACACGAGAGUUUCGAAUUAUGUGGCAUGGAUAGAGCAAAAUGUAUGGCCUAAUUAAAAUUCUUCUGACAUAUAAUGUGGACAUAUAAUAUGUGAUAUUUACUUAAAAAUUGCGUUUGAACGAAUUUUAAUGUUAUAAUAAAUAUUAACGCAUUUAUACUUAUACAAUUUUUGUUUUAAAACACUAAAU
Messenger RNA from Phyllotreta striolata, 1490 nucleotides. NCBI's taxonomy places the organism in Eukaryota, Metazoa, Arthropoda, Insecta, Coleoptera, Chrysomelidae. The record is from the annotation of a GenBank genome assembly.